CCUUACUCUCGUUAACAGGCAUCAUCUGUGUUUUAGUUUUGUUAUUGUCAAAGAUGGCCUCUGCUGGUGGUUAUACGUUGGAAGAUCUAAGGAAACAAGCCCGGCACCUUGAGAAUGAAAUCGACCUGAAGCUUGUUUCCUUCAGCAAGUUGGGCACGGGCCUUGGCUCUCGAGAUGUCAAGAGCGACGGCUUGGACACAGCUCCCCUUCUGAGCAGUGACCACAUGUUUGAGACUAUGACCCUGGAGAUUGAACAGCUCCUCUCAAAGCUGGGGGACGUGAACGACCAGAUGUCCCAGGGCCAGCAGCUCCCGUUUGGGCAGCACGCCCCAGGGGGCGCCACGGUGGUACACACCCUGCAGCGGCACAGAGACAUCCUGCAGGACUAUGCCCGGGAGUUCCAGAAGACGCGCGCCAACGUCCAGGCACAACGCCAGCGGGACCUCCUGCUCGGCUCGGUGCGCAAGGACAUAGAAUCAUAUAAGAACUCUUCCAGCUUGAGCCGGCGGUCAGACGGGUUCCUCAAGGAGCACGAGCACCUCAGAAAUUCGGACAGGAUGGUUCAUGACCAAAUCAACAUUGCAAUGCGAACAAAGGAUGAGCUCAUGAGUCAGCGCAAUGCCUUGAAGGCCAUCCAGACCAAGAUGACAACAUUAGCCAACGACCGCUUCCCCAUGAUCAACAGCCUCGUGCAGAGGAUCAACCUGCGCAAGAGGAGGGACUCCAUCAUCCUGGGGCUGCUCAUUGGAACAUGCACAGUGCUGCUCCUGCUCUACAUCACCCACUGAGACGUGCGUGCAUCCGUGCAUCAGAGGACUGAAACUCGUGAACCGGAGACUGUAUUUUAUGCGAGGCCAGACUCUGGCCUCUGUACUGCUACUGGUAAAUAGGAAAUAUCGACGGUGUACAUAACAAAUACUUACAGGAGGUCCUACGAACGUCCUGCAGCUGUACCGUGUUUGUUUUCUAAGUGGGAAUAAACUAUUUUGUAUUAUCA
Messenger RNA from Ixodes scapularis (black-legged tick), 997 nucleotides. RefSeq names its product Golgi SNAP receptor complex member 1 (gene Gos28). Lineage: Eukaryota; Metazoa; Arthropoda; Arachnida; Ixodida; Ixodidae. Gene Ontology annotation, molecular function: SNAP receptor activity. The transcript has 8 exons. Gene Ontology annotation, biological process: vesicle fusion; endoplasmic reticulum to Golgi vesicle-mediated transport. The coding region runs from base 54 to 788 and encodes 244 amino acids. The record is from RefSeq and is a predicted model, not a curated record. Gene Ontology annotation, cellular component: cis-Golgi network; SNARE complex; Golgi medial cisterna.